Octopus sinensis (East Asian common octopus) is the source of this 4186-nucleotide messenger RNA. Its product is annotated as advillin-like. Gene Ontology annotation, biological process: barbed-end actin filament capping; actin filament severing; cytoskeleton organization. The record is from RefSeq and is a predicted model, not a curated record. Gene Ontology annotation, molecular function: phosphatidylinositol-4,5-bisphosphate binding; actin filament binding. Gene Ontology annotation, cellular component: cytoplasm; actin cytoskeleton. The transcript is spliced from 26 exons. Lineage: Eukaryota; Metazoa; Mollusca; Cephalopoda; Octopoda; Octopodidae. Bases 157 to 2631 code for a protein of 824 amino acids.
ACUCCGACUAAAAUUGUUAAAUAGUCUCACAGAAACCAAUUUGGAUUGUUUCACUCUCGGACAGCACUUCUCCGAAACGUUUACUCUAUCUUUCAAAAGGAUUUAUCAUUACUUUUAGUCUCUACCAUUCACAUUCUUUGAUUCAAUUUUGUCAAAAUGAAUGACUGCUAUCGUUUCAUAGCCAUGAAUUCCACAGUAGAUGUGGCAUUCAGGUGUGUACCGAAGAUUAUCAAGGAUGGAACAACAUACAUGAACAUGUGGCGAGUUGAAGGUUAUAAUUUGCUGCUGUGGCAGAAGAAAGGCAAAUUUCACAAAGGAGAUUCUUAUUUGAUUGUAAAGCUGAGAGCCGACUGUGGACACACCUCCAGAUACAUACACUUUUGGUUAGGAUCAGAAACCACACAGGAUGAAGCUGGAUUGGCUGCACUGAAGGCUGUGGAGCUAGAUGACUACUUCGGUGGCCAAGCUGUACAGUUCAGAGAGGUGGAAAACUAUGAAUCAAAGAUAUUUCUCAGUUACUUCUCUACUAUUACAUAUGAAUCUGGAGGAUAUCUGUUUGACUUAUACAGCAUCAAACAACAUUAUGAAGAGAAGUUGUGGCACGUGAAAGGAAAGCGUAACUUGAAACUGAACCAGUUACCGAUGGGAUGGUGCAAUGUGAAUAACAAUGAUGUCUAUAUUCUCGACAUUAAAGAAUGUAUGUUUAUUUGGAUAGGAAAAAGAGCGAACGUGUAUGAAAAAAUAAAGGCCGCUCAGAUAACUCAAUAUUUGAAUACGCAACGUGUCAGCAAAGUUCAGGUUAUCAUUGUCAACGAUGGAGAAGAAGGAAAACUGAAGAAAGAUGAAUUUCAGCUUUUCAACAGAUAUUUACCAUUAGCAAUGAAGAAUCUUGGCAAACAUGAACAAAUAUCUGAUGACUCUGAAAAUGAAAAUUUCGAAAAAACUUUGCGGUUGUAUAUAUGCUGUGAUGAAGAUGGUGUUUUAAAAGUAACAGAGCUAAAGAAUGGUCCUCUGUCUUAUUCAGAUUUGCAAUCAAAGGAUAUGUAUAUAAUCGUAAGUGAAGAUCACGUAUGGAUUUGGGUUGGACGCUUAGUACCGAAAACAGCACGUCGAGAAGCAAUGAAUAACGCUGUUGGUUUUUCUAAAAAGAAGAAUGCAGAUUUAUGUCAAGUAAUUCGAGUCAUUGAAAAUGAGGAAACUGAAGAUUUCAAGUAUUUAUUUCAUAAUUGGCCGGAACCAUCUCGGAGAGGAAACUCAAAAAUUAAGAUAGGUCGCACUAUUCAGUCCAGCUAUGAUGCGAAAUCACUGCAUGACAAUAAACCAUUAGCUGCUGAAUUACAGAUGGUAGAUGACGGUCAGGGAGAGGUGGAGGUUCAUCGAUUUCAAAAUUACAAUUUAAUUCCUGUCACUAAACAACAGUUUGGACAGUUUUUCAAUGGUGAUUGCUAUGUCAUUGUUUAUACAUACACAGUGAAAACACAAGAGAAAUAUAUUGUAUAUUACUGGUUGGGUAUUGAAUCAAAUUUAGAAGAUCAAAGAGUUGUGUCUCUUAGAGUAACAGAACUGGAAGAAACACUCGGUCAUAAUGUAAUGCAGGUCAGAGUAAUUCAAGGAAAAGAACCGCCACAUUUGAUGACCAUAUUUAAAGGGAAAAUGGUUAUUCUUCUGGGAAGCCACGAAAAGUGGGAAAAGAAAAGCAGUUUAUUGGCUUCUGGCCCUGGACGUCAUUACAUGCUCCAUGUACGCGGGACAUCGGACUAUAACACGAAAGCAGUUCAGGUACCAAUGAGAGCAGCAUCACUGAAUUCCAACGACGUAUUUGUUAUUUUUGAUGGACAUCGCUGUUUCAUUUGGGCAGGAAAGGGAAGCACAGGAGAUGAAAGAGAAAUGGCAAAAAAUAUUUCCGAUGGAGCCACAUUUAUUCCAGAGGGCCAUGAGAAGCCAGAAUUUUGGAAUUGCCUUGGUGGUUUGGAGCCCUAUAUGAAUGAUAAACAGAUACAGAAUCUAAGUGCAGAACACAGGCCUCGACUGUUCUGUUUCAGUAAAAUCUCGGAACCAAUGAAAGUGGAAGAAAUAUAUAACUUUGAACAAAAAGAUCUUAUUCCGGAUGAUAUCAUGUUAAUAGACACAUGGGAUUCCAUCUUUCUCUGGAUUGGAAAUGACGUAAGGCACGAUGAUAAAAAACAAGCCAAUACGCUAAUUCUGCAAUAUUUAGAAAAUGACCCCGCUUUUCGACAUACCGAUAUACCAAUUUAUCGUGUUUAUCAAGGAUACGAACCUGCUAUAUUUUCCGGUUUCUUUACUGACUGGAACGAAAGCUUUUGGGAGAAUGAUACAACAUUCGAACAGUUAGAAAAACAGCUGAAGUUGAACAAUAUGAAUGUACCGUUGUUUGAAGUGCCUUCAGCUAAACACAGUGGUCAAACAUUCAAGCAAGUACCAAAAUAUGCUUAUUCCAUGUUGGCUGGAAGAUCUCCUGAUAUGUUACCCUCCGAAGUUGAUCCUUCAAACAAAGAGCGACAUCUAACUGAACUGGAGUUUAUGAGUGUCUUUCGAAUGACAUAUGCCGACUUUUUCAAUUUACCUCAAUGGAGAAAAACAGACUUAAAAAAGAACCUUGGCCUGUUUUGAUAGAGCAAUUACAUUUCGAACAGCAAAUUAUAAUAGUUUAAAAUAUCAAUGGAGGCUGUCAAGGACCAGUGAAACCUCGAAAGUUAUUGGUGUUGAAAUAAGAUACUAAUGACAAAUACAUUUAACAGUUUGAAAUGAUUCAAAUAAAGUUUUGAUGAAUAUGAUAAAGUUUAACAAUUACAGUUAAAAAGAAAAUAUCUGUUAGCUUACGGUUUGACAAAGACAUUGUUUGAGAAUUCAAAAUGCAGGUUCUCUCAUUUUCCCCAGCUCCUAGAAUUUUCUUCUAUGAUUACAUUAUUGGUGCUGAUUUAUUAGAAAAACUCUUCAUAACAUCACGGCAAGUAAGAAAAUCGAAUCUUUUUGUCGGAUUGAUAACAUUCAAGCUAAAUUCAUGGACAUUAUCAUCUUUGAAGUAUUAAUAGAUGAGCGUAUCAAACAAAAGAAGAUGAUUAGAAUACCUAUGCAUAUUCAUUUUUACAUACUCAGAAGUUAGCCAGUUUGUUUCAAAGGAAACCUCGCAUUUCACUGACUAAUUCUUAUCAUCUUCAAAGUACUAAAAUAAAUAUUCAUAGAGACGUAAUGUCGAGAUAAAUACCGUCAUAAAAACAAGCCCGCACAUAUUACAUUUAUAUGCACAUAGAUAUUGGGUUAUUUUUUACAUAUCAACAGUCAUAUCUUAAAGAUGUAUAGGAAGCAUAACUUAAAUCCGUUCUUGCAGACAUUUGCUUCUAUUAUUAAAUCAACCAAGAAAAAACAUGUGCAGUUAGAUAUUACAUCACUGACGCUAAAAAGAAAAUGCGAUAAGAGUUAUUACACCUAAUUGAUCAGAUAAUAGUCGUUCUAGAAUGGUGAAUAAUGAUUCCAAUGACAAAAUUAUACAUUAUGCAUAGCCUGUCCUAGGAAAACCAGUUUGUUAUUUCUAUUAAAAUUUACAUUGCCAGGAGUUUAUUGUUUGAUGUUUAAAAGUGAAUAUGUUGAUGUAAAAUCUGGUAUGGCUGACUAAACGUUUUAUAGUACUUCUGGUUCUGUACGAGGAACCUAGAAAUUCUACAGUUAACGAAUCACACAUCCAUCUUACAUGGACCCCGCUAUCUAACGUCUAUAGGACUGAAGUUAGAUGAACAAACUCCUUGGAAGUUAACUGAUGCAGUUCAGCAACAGUAAUAGAAGGAAAACUACAAAUAUUUCAUAUGUUAGUUCGAUAGAGUAUUUAUCGACCAACUCUGAUAUUUUCAGUGGUUACAUUGUUUCACAGAUUGUAUUCUUGAAAGGCUUCCAGACAUUAUUGUAGAAUUAUGAAACUUGGCCUGAAUGCUUCAAUAGUGAUAUCAAAGACAAGUUAGUGAACUUAAUAGAAACUAUUAAACAUUUUGGGAAGAGGAAAAUAGCAUCAAAAUAUUUCUUUUUAUAUGAGUAUCAAAUUGCAAUGCGUUUGCGAAAUGUAAAUUUUCACAAAAUGGUUGCAGUUAUAGAAAAUCAGAGAAUGAAACCAACCAACAAGAAACGAUAUAAUCUCAUUCGAUUUCUAAUAAAAUGUAGUCAUUCAUAAGAAGAC